Messenger RNA from Coregonus sp. 'balchen', 901 nucleotides. The record is from the annotation of a GenBank genome assembly. NCBI's taxonomy places the organism in Eukaryota, Metazoa, Chordata, Actinopteri, Salmoniformes, Salmonidae.
AUGGAGACGCUGCAGCUGGCAGAGCAGAACCUGGUGGCCAAGAUGGUGGGCACGGCCGGGGGCCAUCUGCUGGAGAAGGAGGCUGAGGUCCGCAUCUUCCACUGCUGCCAGUGCACCUCCGUGGAGACAGUCACAGAGCUGACUGAGUUCGCCAAGUCUGUCCCCGGCUUCUCCAGCCUGGACCUGAACGACCAGGUGACUCUGCUGAAGUACGGAGUGUACGAGGCACUGUUCGCCCUGCUGGCCUCCUGUAUGAACAAGGACGGCCUCCUGGUGGCCUACGGAUCGGGCUUCAUCACCAGGGAGUUCCUCAAGAGUCUGAGGAGGCCCUUCAGCGACAUGAUGGAACCCAAGUUCCAGUUCGCCAUGAAGUUCAACGGGCUGGAGCUGGAUGACAGUGACCUGGCCUUGUUUGUGGCCGCCAUCAUCUGCUGUGGAGGUAAGAGAGAGAGGGAGAGGCUGGGAUCUGGGGUUAAUGACCACUAAUUAGUACACCAAUGGGUAGUUACCACUAAUUGGUAGUUAAUUACUGCUGUUAUUACUUAUCUUCUUGAUGGAUUUGCUCUUCACCUCUAUGCCAAUCAUAAUGUCUCUUCUUGGGUUGGCAUAAUCCACCUUCUUUCUCUAACUUUCCUCUCCUCUUUCCUCUCUCUCAGACCGUCCUGGCCUGGUGAACGUUGGCCACAUCGAGCGAAUGCAGGAGAACAUUGUUCAGGUGCUGCGGCUCCACCUGCUGGCCAACCACCCAGACGACACCUUCCUCUUCCCCAAGCUGCUGCAGAAACUGUCCGACCUCCGGCAGCUGGUCACCGAGCACGCUCAGUUGGUCCAGGAGAUCAAGAAAACAGAGGACAUGUCGCUCCACCCCCUGCUGCAGGAGAUCUACAGAGACAUGUACUGA